Molecule: messenger RNA, 459 nt
Organism: Emiliania huxleyi CCMP1516
Lineage: Eukaryota; Haptophyta; Isochrysidales; Noelaerhabdaceae
Product: putative histone H2A
Exons: 1
Cellular component (GO): nucleosome
Molecular function (GO): protein heterodimerization activity; DNA binding; structural constituent of chromatin
Source: RefSeq, a predicted model, not a curated record
UCAUGGUCAAGGGCGGUCGCGGCGGUUCCAAGAAGAAGGCUCAGUCCAAGUCGGCCAAGGCCGGCCUCACCUUCCCGGUCGCGCGGAUCGGGCGGGCGCUCCGGACCAUGCGCCUGGCGAAGCGGUACGGCGCGGGCGGCCCGGUCUACUUGACGGCCGUCAUCGAGUACAUGGCUGCCGAGGUGCUCGAGCUCGCGGGCAACGCGUGCCGCGACAACAAGAAGAAGCGCGUCACCCCGCGCCACCUCGUGCUCGCCGUCCGCAACGACGAGGAGCUGAACAAGUUCCUCGGCGGCGUGACCAUCGCCUCGGGCGGCGUCCUCCCCAACAUCCACUCGGUGCUCCUGCCGAAGAAGUCGAAGGUCGCCGGCAAGGGCGCGUCGCAGGAGUUCUAAUUCCGCCAUUCGCCACUCCACCCCCGGUGUUUCUAAACACCACCCUUCUCUCUCGGCUUUUGAG